AAGUCUUCAAGGAAGUUUGGAUGACCCAUUUCCAUGACCUAUGUUUUUACAGUCGAGAAAAUGUUUCGCAUGCUAUUUUUUUCUCUUUUGCAUGCCACCUUUUUAGAUAUGUUGUAACACAAUUUCGUGUUAUCAGUGAACAAUGACAAUGUUUCCAUUGUCUAAUACAGUAGCAAGAGGAUGCAAAAUGUAACGGAUUUCGGGAAUGUAGUGAAAGUUUUAGAACAAACGAAUGCUUCAGGUACAUUUCCUCGUGAAGGUAGUCACUGUAUGCACUAUUUUCUUCUAUUUUCAACUAGAAUAUAGGCCUAUAUUUUGGAUACAGUGUCUACAACACUGCCCUUUUCAUUCGUAUGGGUUCCAUAAUGUAAGCCAUCAUGAAAAUCCAUACCAUUCCGCUAUCAUGGGGGACAGCAACAACGUACAUUCCGCGUUCUGUUACAUCUCUCUACUGUCAUCGGGAACUCGACAGAACGCGUUUGGAAAUGGUCGACCAAGAGUGAGUCCAAUUCCCUUAUUUCUGUGCCUGUCCUAUUGCAAGGGUUGUACAUCUAUAUCUGUCUGCCUGCUAUGCAGUCGUUGACCAGGUUUUGUUUUUCACUAUGUUUGCCCUUCAACAGGACUCUCCUAGACCAUUUCAACAUGACCCUGGUGGAAAAUCAGCAGAGCCGAGUUUGAAGAAGAUGGAUGGUUUGUUAUUUUAUGUAUUCAGCAACAUUUGUAUCAUCCCUAGGGUAACAAUAAGGGUAUAACAUCAAAAGUGACAUGGCCUUCUCAACCGCAAGUAGCCUAUGACAGUAAUUCCACCGGUUACACUGUUAAAUUUGCUCUAACCCACUGUGUCAUCAGAACUAUGUGUACUGUACUGUUACUGUACACUAUUGUAUGUUAGCCAAUGUUACUUCACAGGGCAACCAGGGCCAUGUGGGCCCUUGGCUUUCUGUGCUGAAGAGGGUCCUCUUCGUUCUGUGGCCCCAGCCGGCCCUGGGGGCCAGUCCCUCUACGCCUCCUUAAGCCACCUGGCCAACAUCAUGCAGCAUAGGGCCCGGAGCCGCAGGAGCAGUCUCACCAGAUACAUCACUGGUCACACUCUGCCUCAGGUAGGUACACACGCAUGGACACACACACACACACACACACACACACACACACACACACACACACACACACACAGAGACAUAGUCCAGGGGAGUCGGUCAAAAGUCCUAAUAGAACAUAAUGGGACAAUUUUCCAUCCCAUGCUUUUGUGAAACAGAAAAACGUGUUUACUUUGUAUUUUCUUUCAGAUUCAAAGUGCUGCAGAGCCAUCAGCAUUUGGACUCAAAUUUCACAAAUGUGCCCAGGUAAGUCAUGUAGAUUCUGUAGAGGAUGGUCUUGCAUUGCUCUUUACUGUUCGGAUAGACUCGAUAUCUAGUAGUGUAUAGGUUUUCCCAAUGAGGCAUGUGUCUCAUGUCCUCAUAUACAGUACAAUGUGCCCUCAUAUACUAUGUAUUCUAUAUGCUCCUUUGGGACACAGGUGGAUGCAGGGACCGAGUUUCCCCAUCUGACGUUCUUCCUGCUCAUCCACAACAUUGGGCCUCCAUGGGGCACCAACCUUUCCCAGCUGGCCAUCAGAGACUCGGUCUCUGGGAUAGCACCCCUGCAGAGUGGGGGGAUGGUGGUGGAGAAAGGCUUCCAGACCUUCACAAUCGACUCACUGUCAGGUACACAAGAGUCAUGAGAAAUUUGUCUCAUCAGUCUGUCCGUCAGUCAGUCUGACAGGAAGGCAGUCAGUCUGUCCGUCAAUCAGUCAGGAAGGCAGUAAGAUCACCAGGGUUGUGUUCAGUAUGCACAAAAUGAGAAAAUAGCCUACAUUUGAAACAGGGAGAUACUGCCUGAACUGAAUAAGAAGCACUGAUUUUCAGUUUGUUUUGCUACGGUGUACGCCACUGAACAUGACCCAGGCUCCAUGCGACAGAACAGAGGCUGUGGCACCUGAACUUAUCCAAUUGGAGUUAUUAUGACCAUUGUUAAAAUUAUUGUAUUAGCUUUUUACUCAAUAUUUCCAACCAUAGUUAAUAUCAUUGUUGUUUUGGUUGUGUUUCUGCAGCAGGAUCUCAGUACGUUGUGACGUAUACUGCCCUCAUCAAGGUUCACAAGAGUGAAAUUCUGGACCUUCCUGCCUUCCUAACCUUCUCCAAUGCUUCACUGGUACCGCAAACACCUUGUCCCUUUUUCGCUUGCUCUGUGUGUAUUGCCAAAGCAGCAACAUUGCUGUACGUAGGCAUUAUUCUAGGGUAAUUUAUACUGUUACUCUCGCUCCACAGAAUGACGUCAAUAUGUUUGGUCCGGUGGUGGCUAAUUUGACACUGAGAGUUAACUCCACGGACAAGGUAACCUUGAAGCCUUCAUUGCUUAGUUUAUCAAUGUGAUGUUGGUUGAUAAUCAUGCUCAAAAUACUGCUGCGUUUACAAUGCUAAACCUUACAUACAUUUCAUCACAGUAAUCAGAUUACAGUAUUGUCCAUGCCCCUGAUAGUAAUUUCUUUCUCUAUUUCAUAUAUUAAGUGAAUAUUGAUGAAUAUGACCUAAUCUCACUAUACACUUUCAGAUUUACCCCAAUCACUGUGUCCAUUUUGCUGGGUUUGUUGGUGGAUUCUUUCUGUCCUUGUUGCUGCUGUCCCUGGGAUUUCUGGCCAUGAACCUGAUAUGUGCCCGAGCCAGGAAAUACUCCCUGGAGCGAAGGGUAAGACGUUGUUAUUAUAACCUCACCACUAUUAGCUAGCCUGAGUCCCAGAUCUGUUUGUGAUGUCCUGCCAACUCCAUUGCUGUGUGACAAUGACAGCAAUGGAGUAGGCAAGACAGCACAAACAGAUAUGGCUGCUUGUUAGCCACACAGCCGUGGCAAAAAACAACAAUGAAACCAAUAAAAAGUGAACAAAUUGACUCUCUUUUGUAUUUCAUUUUAAAGAUUAUUUUAAAGAUUUUUCUCCUCUUGUUCAUUGACUACGAUUUUUUUUGUUCUAUUUGAAAACAGUCCACAGUAAACAGUCCACAGUACAGAGAUUGUUGCUAUUUCUCUUUGUAUGUCUGUCAUUCCCAAAGAAAAAGCGAGGUGAUUCAGACCCUGAGUAUGCAGUAUGCAACAUGAGCGAGACGACCAAAGAAGAGGCGGCAUUCGAGGACAAGAUGGUGGACAUCAUGGUGCUGGAAGACCCUCAGAACAUGUAUCAAGCUCUGGAGAAGUGAGUAUGGAAACGCCAAAAGAAAUAAUGUUUUAUUACUUGUCAUAAGCAUAUAUGAGGUUUUAUUAUGUCUUAAACUCUAGGCUUAGGAACUGUAUUAUGUACACUGAACAAAAAUAUAAAUGCAGCAUGCAACAAUUACAAAGAUUUUACUGAGUUACAGUUCAUAUAAGGAAAUCAGUCAAAAAAAUGUAGGGGCGUGGAUCAGAAAACCAGUCCGUAUCUGGUGUGACCACCAUUUGCCUCAUGCAGCGCGACACAUCUCCUUCGCAUGGAGUUGAUCAGGCUGUUGAUUGUGGCCUGUGGAAUGUUGUCUCACUCCUCUUCAAUGGCUGUGCCGAAGUUGCUGGAUAUUGGUGGGACCUGGAACACGCUGUCGUACACGCCUAUCCAGAGCAUCCCAAACAUGCUCAAUGGGUGACAUGUCUGGUGAGUAUACAGGCCAUGGAAGAACCAUAACCCCACCGCCACCAUGGGGCACUCUGUUCACAACGUUGACAUCAGCAAACCGCUUGCCCACACAACACCAUACACGCUGUCUGCCAUCUGCCUGGUACAGUUGAAACCAGGAUUCAUCCAUGAAGAGCACACUUCUCAAGUGUGUCAUUGGCCAUCGAAGGUAAGCAUUUGCCCACUGAAGUUGGUUACGACGCCGAGCUGCAGUCAGGUCAAGACCCUGGUGAGGACGACGAGCACAAAGAUGAGCUUCCCUGAGACGGUUUCUGACAGUUUGUGCAGAAAUUAUUUGAUUGUGCAAACCCACAGCAGUUUCAUCAGCUGUUUGGGUGGCUGGUCUCAGACGAUCCCGCAGGUGAAGAAGCCGGAUGUGGAGGUCCUGGGCUGGCGUGGUUGCAUGUGGUCUGCGGUUGUGAGGCCAGUUGGACGUACUGCCAAAUUCUCUAAAACGACAUUGGAGGCGGUUUAUGGUAGAGAAAUUAACAUUCAAUUAUCUGGCAACAGCUCUGGUGGACAUUCCAGCAGUCAGCAUGACAAUUGCACGCUACCUCAUAACUUGAGACAUCUGUGGCAUUGUGUUGUGUGACAAAACUGCACAUUUUAGAGUAGUCUUUUAUUGUCCCCAGCACAAGGUGCACCUGUGUAAUGAUCAUGCUGUUUAAUCAGCUUCUUGUUAUGCCACACCUGUCAGGUGGAUGGAUUAUCUUGGCAAAGGAGAAAUGCUCACUAACAGGAAUGUAAACAAAUUUGUGCACAAAAUUUGAGAGAAUUUGGGGCCAACACUUUACCAUUUGCAUUCAUAUUAUUGUUCAGUGUAUUUCUAUUCUGACUAGACUGAAAGGAGCUGUUAUUUGGUCAUUAUGAGAAGUUGCUUUAUAAGGGGGUCAUACGUGCAUAUAAUUAUUGAGGCAUCAUAUUGCAUUCCGUGUUUCCCCUAUAAUUUUGGCAAAGAUAGCGUGGGGCUUGGCCAAUGGCAUGUUUUCUGACCAAACAUUUUAGAGACCCUCCUCAUGGCCGCACAUACUGGCAUUUUUUUUUGCUGUUUAAAGCUAAUUUCCUGCAAUUCUACACAUGUUGCCAUGGGGCGGAGAGAAAAUUGUACAGUUUAAAGCUAGUUUCCUGCAAUUCAAAACAUUUAGUCAUGGGGCUGAGAAAAUAUAAUCAGUUUUAAAGAACAUUUCCUGCAAUUCUAUGCUAUCCGACUGAUUCAAAUAUUAUAAGACAAUCAAUGGGGGCCCCUUGACAUUUUGGGACAUUUUUAUACUCCCUGACUGUCGGGUUUUUAUUCUGGUGGUUGUUAGUUCUCAAAGAUGAUCUUAUUUAAAAAUAUAUAACUCUAUUACCUUUACUACAUACUUUAUGUCUGGUUUUAGUCGUUUAAGUUUAAACUGAAAAUGUUGUACCAUCCGAAAAAGUAUUAUAUUUAGUAAUGGACACGUUUUAGUAAUGGUGGCCCGCCGGUGGUAAAUGAAUAUAAAGGAAACACUGGCAUUAUACCUGUCUGCAUCAACCUUUUACUGCAGUGGGCUAAAUCAGGGUCACUCAGGGUGUUGCUUGGUAGUCUUAAACAAAUCUACUUUGAAACAAAAGAAUAAUCCUAACACACAUGGUUAUGGACUUUUUUAAAAAGAAGACACGUACCAUGAUAUAGAGUUUAAAUGUACUCCAUUUUGAGUUUGCAUCCCAAUAUUACACUUUAUAUACAUCACAGAGGACUGAAUUAUAGCAAAACAGUUUCACAUAGAAACACAGAAUUUUCAAAAAAAUAAAUAUAAUAAUGUUUAUUAUAUAUGAAAUUAUGAAAAAUAUUAACAAUAUUCCACCCAUGAGGCCACUAGAGGACGAUUUGGUCAUUUGACUGCAGUAAACUACGUGUUGAUGAACGAUAAAGUGGAAAAGUCAGAUAAAACUUUAUAACAUAUAUCUGACACCUCACAGCCUGGAGAUGUCCAGCCUGCUGCGAGCCACCUCCAGCCUGGAGAGCAGUCGGGUCCAGAUGUACAAAGAUGUGAUCGCAGCCCUGCUGGCCGCGCUGCGCUCCCAGAACCACAUGUCCCAGCAGGCCGAGCAGCGCCUACUGAGCGUGCUCCACGGCCAGCUGAUGGGCAUGGAGGGCAAGCUGAAGGAGGAGCACAUGGCACGCAUGGCAACCCUGGCUGCCCAGUGUAACCUGGAGACCCGGGAGCAGAUGGAGGCGGCGCAUCGCAGGGAGGCCCAGGAGAAGGCCCGGGCAGAGGUGCUGUUUCAACACUCUGACCAACAGGUACUGUAGUGGCUAUUAUCAAUCAAAUACCACUGGCAGAGGUAGAGAGCAAUGUGGUUAAACAGGCCAUAAAUGGAGCCUACGGGCACAGAUGGAGUUACAACUCCAGCCCUGUGCUUAAACAUCUGAUUUAGCUCAUUAUGGUCAAGACUAUGGUUAGGUGAUUAUUUGAAGCAGGUGUAUUUGUGGUGGGCUGGAGCAAAAGCCUGCACAACCAGUAGCUCUCCAUGGCACUGGAUAGGCUAACUCAAGUGCCCUUCAAGUAUUUCACACUUAUAUUUGACACAGGUCUGGUUGAUUCUGGUUGAUUCUCCAGGAGCUCCUCCAAUGCAGUGUCCUCCUGGAGAAGCUCCACAAGCUGAACCAGAGUCAGCUCCAGCGCACCCUGCUGGUGAGACACGAGGAGGCCUCUGCCAAGGUCCAAAGGCAGAUAGUGGAGUGGAGGAGAGUGGAGUUGCACAAGAUCUUCUCAGAAGAGCUGGAGGAAGCCACCAGGAUGGGCGAGCUGGAGAAGACCGAGGCCAGGAGUCUCCUGCAUGACUACUUUGCCUAUCAGGUGAGCUAGUGAAAAUGGUCCCGUUCAGUAGGAACAGAAAGGAGGAAACACUUUGAAACAGACAGCGUAAAUGUUCAGGUAUGAGCUACCUCAGCAAUAGUUUUCAGCAAUGUUUCGCUGUGUGUAUCCCUGAAAGUUGUUUUGGGCUAAAUGGGAAAGUCAAGGGGAAAUACUGUGAUAAGGGAAAACUAGUUGUGCCUCUCAUUUCUUCUCAUCUCAUCUAAUCUCUUCUCAUUUGAUGUCCUCUCAUCUUCACAUAUCUUGUCUCAUACUAUCUCAUAUAAUUUAUUCUCAUCUCUUACCAUCUCUUCUCUUCUCAUCUUAUCUCAUUGACAUUGACAUUUUAGUCAUUUAGCAGACGCUAUUAUCCAGAGCGAUUUACAGUUGUGGUCCUCUGUAGCUCAGCUGGUAGAGCACGGCGCUUGUAACGCCAAGGUAGUGGGUUCGAUCCCCGGGACCACCCAUACACCAAAAAAAAAAAAAAAAAUGUAUGCACGCAUGACUGUAAGUCGCUUUGGAUAAAAGCGUCUGCUAAAUGGCAUAUUAUAUAUUAUUAUUAUAUUAUACAGUUAGUACAUUCAUCUUAAGAUAGCUAGGUGAGACAACCACAUAUCACAUAUCUCAUUGCAUGUCUUCUCAAUUCAUCUUAUCUCAUCUCAUUUUAUUUGAUCUCAUCACAUCUCAUCUCUCUAGAAUCAGCUGGAGGAGGUGCUGGAUGUGGUCCUGGCCAACCAACGUUGCAUGCUGGGAGAGCGCCACGCCCAGAGGAGGUUCCUGGUGCACAGCCUCCACAGCCUGAAGGGCCUCAUCUCUGAGACCUUCUCCAGGACCUCCAGCCAGAUAGAGAACUGCUUCAACCAGCACAGGAGGUUGGUUUGUGCUAUGACUCUCUACAUGUGUUAUACUGUAUGUCAGAUUUUAUAGCAUCUGUUGUCUUCUACCUACCUGUCCUUAAGCCAUUGUAGACUACUAAGGGGUUCGGGAAACUUGGGAAACGUAAAUGUAUCCCUGGUCUAAAUCUUUCAUUCUAGAUGUAGCCUACAUUCCUAAAAUGCAACCUUGCCUGUAUUCCACCAGGGGGAGCGAUGUGUCUGAAGAGCAGGUGGAUCUGCUGCUAGACAAGGCCCAGAAGGAACUGGUGCUGCUGAAGCAGGGCCUGGACGAGGCUCUGAACCGGGAGAGGAGGGCCAUGCACUGUGGCCUGGUCAAGAAGAGGAGGGACCUCAUCUCCGACAUGGUGAGAUGAUUGACAGUUCGUCGUUUAACACAAACUUCACAGUGUUGCUCUCAGGCAAUACAUUUGCCUAUCUUCAUUAGAUAAAUAAUGAAUUUGCACUUUUUCCUCUACUGUGAGAAAUAUUCCCAAAUAAGCUCAUAUUUUUUCAAGAAAAUAUCUCAAUCAAUUCCCAACAUCUGUGCAUUUACUAAUCACAUAAAGUUGGAAUUAUUCUGGGUAAGGGAGAAACCACAAAUAUUACUGCCAGAUAUGUAUACAAUUGCCAUAGCCUGAGGGACAACCCAUGAGUAUUUACAUUGUAUAUAACUUACAAGUAAUACAAAGUGUAACCAUCAUCCAUGUACAUUUUGUUGUUUAGUGACCAUUCUUUCUUUGUCUUUUUUAUAAUUGUAUUUUUAUUUAAUAAAUGUAUCGACCAAAGAUUACACAAUACAACAGCAGUAGUGUUGUACCUGUAUACAUGAUUAUAUGUACUAUAAUUAUUACUACUGAAAUUAACUGUAUUCAUUAUCCUCAUUGCAUUGUACUGUAUUUGCUCAAAUGCUGUACCGCUAUACUGUUUUGGCAAUAUCUACAAAUUGUAUUUCAUGCCAAUAAAGCAAUCUGAAUUUGAAUUUAAAUAGGUAACAGCUAGGUUUUGCUGUGUUCAGCAGGGCACACCAUAGUGGAAUAUUCAGAUGAACAUAUAUUGAACGAACAUCAGCUCUGUUCAUUACAUUUCUAGGUGCCAGGGGUCGAUUUUGGGGUUUUCAACCUUGCCUUUUUCUCUUCAUCCAGCUGCAGGGCCACAAGCAGAGGCAGAAGGAGCUGUCGAUCCUGUCCCGAGGGGGCCUGGAGGAGGACAGGGUGGAGGUGGAGCCGGCCCAGCACCUCUGCUGCUGGCAGAGCCUGCUGACCGCCCAGUGCCUGGAGCUUGGAGAGCUCAUCAACAACUUGGACGAGGAGGCCGCUGCAGACAUCCGUAAGGUAACCCAAAUAACACCCGCCUCUCUCUUUAUAUACAACUGUUAGAUUAGGUAACUGGUAGCUAUAACUUGCACAACAUAUGUUGCCGAUUUCGAAUCGCUAGCUAGUUAGCAGUGCGCUAGUAGCAUCCAUCGUGCAAGUGAUAGCACUCGCUCUAAGACUUAAAGUAGUUGUUUCCCUUGCUCUGCCAGGGCCAUGGCUUUUGUGGAGCAAUAGGUAACGCUGAUUUGUGAGUGCAAAGUGUUGGUCUGCAGAAGGUCCCCAGUUCGAGACCAUUGACAGACAGGAAAAGGACUUACUUUGUUAUAAGUACACAACAUAGCUGUUUUUGAAAAAGUUAUUGUUAGACAGCAAAUUAACAUCAUACAUGACUAUACAUACAUAGUUACAUGGAUUGUUAACUAACCAAACAGGCAGUGUCACUUUCCCUGACUUUCUGUUGACUGGAGAUUCACCUUUGACCUCCCCCUCCCCCCAGGUCACCAUGCGUGUGAUCCAUAGCGCCAUGGCGGAGGUGAAGGCCAUCCAGCCCGCUGUCACGCAGGCUCUGCUGGCCCUGGGGAACCCCCGUGGCCCCCUCCAGCAGCCCGAAUCGGGGCCCCCCACAAGGGCCAGCAGCAGCAGCGCCCUGUCCCAGGCCCAGGAGAGGCUCCAUCUGGAGGGCAAGGCGGCAGUGAGGACCCUCCAGGCCUCCAGGGACUCCCUGCACCAGGGCAUGGUGAGGGAGCUGCAGGAGCAGCAGGAGCUGAGGGCCAGGGGAUGGGUCUUCUUCAGGUCAGCAGAUAUUUAUUUUCCAAUCACCUUUUCAGGUCAGUCCCUUGUGCUACAGAGAAGAUGGUCAUGUUGCUACACAUUUCAGAUAACUUGUGAAAGGGGGUAAAAAAUAUACCGCUAAGGUAUCAUAAUGCAAAUAUUAGCACUAUGAGCUAAGUGUGUGUGUGUGUGUGUGUGUGUGUGUGUGUGUGUGUGUGUGUGUGUGUGUGUGUGUGUGUGUGUGUGUGUGUGUGUGUGUGUGUGUGCAUGUGUGUUUGACCAUCCAUCUGUGUGUGUGUUUGCUUGUAUUUUCUAUCCUUCCAGGUCUCUGUGCUCUUCCCAGCUCACCUUAUCAGACGAGGAGCUCCUGCACAUGAAGCUGGAGUUCCAGAACUGUCUGUCCAGGAUGGACCACUGCCUGAUGCUGCCCCACGCUCUCUCCCGCUCCAAACUGCAGACCGCCCUGUCCACAUGGCGGAAGGAGAUGGAGGAGCAGGAUGAACAUCCACAGCCAGAGGUAGGCGGAGUAUCUGAAACAUACAGUUUGUUGUGCCAAAAUGAUUAUACCGCCCUCUGCUGGCUCCUUACCUGUAACAUACUGUAACAUACAGUUGACAAAGAUAACUUGGACAUGUUGCAUUAUAUAUAUCACAAAGAAGUCAGCACUAACUUAUUACAAGUUCUUCUUUUAAAACUGAAAUAAUAAAGUUGUACUCAAAAAUGAAUGACCCCGGAGGUGGGAGUUGGAGGAAGCAAAACAAGUGAUUCCCUUUGACAAACACAUUAAUUGACUUGAAAUAGAUUUUGGGGUUGCCAAUAAAUUAUACAUCAACAAGAAGUGCAUUUGAAUCCCGGCGGAUAACAACACAUGAAUAGUGUUGGAAACCCAUACCUAGGAGCAAGAGCACUAGGUCUGGGGGGAAUGUCGGAUUCUCUUGGACAUUUGGAAAGGAAAAAAGAAAGUGUUCCACGGAGGGUACUCUUCAGACAGACAACUCUCCCAACAAAUCACAAGUUUGGGUAGGCAGGGCUUAAAAUGCGGGCAGGAACUGUGCUUAUGUUUAGUGAGGCAAAAAGCGUAUAUGGCAGUGAAGUCCCAACUGAGGCCAGAACUUCUACAGACAUGUAAGCUGGAGCAUUGGCACACUGUGGGAGGCAACCCGUCUUGUCUAGAGAGACUAACGCAUGAAAGUAUUGACAAAAACACCUAGGCUACAGUGAGGGAAAAAAGUAUUUGAUCCCCUGCUCAUUUUGUACGUUUGCCCACUGACAAAGAAAUGAUCAGUCUAUAAUUUUAAUGGUAGGUUUAUUUGAACAGUGAGAGACAGAAUAACAACAUAGAAAUCCAGAAAAACGCAUGUCAAAAAUGUUAUAAAUUGAUUUGCAUUUUAAUGAGGGAAAUAAGUAUUUGACCCCCUCUCAAUCAGAAAGAUUUCUGGCUCCCAGGUGUCUUUUAUACAGGUAACGAGCUGAGAUUAGGAGCACACUCUUAAAGGGAGUGCUCCUAAUCUCAGUUUGUUACCUGUAUAAAAGACACCUGUCCACAGAAGCAAUCAAUCAAUCCGAUUCCAAACUCUCCACCAUGGCCAAGACCAAAGAGCUCUCCAAGGAUGUCAGGGACAAGAUUGUAGACCUACACAAGGCUGGAAUGGGCUACAAGACCAUUGCCAAGCAGCUUGAUGAGAAGGUGACAACAGUUGGUGCGAUUAUUCGCAAAUGGAAGAAACACAAAAGAACUGUCAAUCUCCCUCGGCCUGGGGCUCCAUGCAAGAUCUCACCUCGUGGAGUUGCAAUGAUCAUGAGAACGGUGAGGAAUCAGCCCAGAACUACACGGGAGGAUCUUGUCAAUGAUCUCAAGGCAGCUGGGACCAUAGUCACCAAGAAAAGAAAGUGAAAGUGUUGUGGUCAGAUGAGACCAAAAUCGAGCUCUUUGGCAUCAACUCAACUCGCCGUGUUUGGAGGAGGAGGAAUGUUGCCUAUGACCCCAAGAACACCAUCCCCACCGUCAAACAUGGAGGUGGAAACAUUAUGCUUUGGGGGUGUUUUUCUGCUAAGGGGACAGGACAAAUUUACCGCAUCAAAGGUACGAUGGACGGGGCCAUAUACCGUCAAAUCUUGGGUGAGAACUUCCUUCCCUCAGCCAGGGCAUUGAAAAUGGGUCGUGGAUGGAUAUUCCAGCAUGACAAUGACCCAAAACACACAGCCAAGGCAACAAAGGAGUGGCUUAAGAAGAAGCACAUUAAGGUCCUGGAGUGGCCUAGCCAGUCUCCAGACCUUAAUCCCAUAGAAAAUCUGUGGAGGGAGCUGAAGGUUCGAGUUGCCAAACGUCAGCCUCGAAACCUUAAUGACUUGGAGAAGAUCUGCAAAGAGGAGUGGGACAAAAUCCCUUCUGAGAUGUGUGCAAACCUGGUGGCCAACUACAAGAAACGUCUGACCUCUGUGAUUGCCAACAAGUGUUUUGCCACCAAGUACUAAGUCAUGUUUUGCAGAGGGGUCAAAUACUUAUUUCCCUCAUUAAAAUGCAAAUCAAUUUAUAAAAUUUUUGACAUGCGUUUUUCUGGAUUUUUUUGUUGUUAUUCUGUCUCUCACUGUUCAAAUAAACCUACCAUUAAAAUUAUAGACUGAUCAUGUCUUUGUCAGUGGGCAAACGUACAAAAUCAGCAGGGGAUCAAAUACUUCUUUCCCUCACUGUAUAUCCAUAGUGAUCGAUGGUAAAUGAAAUAGCAACUAAUGCUAAAAAGUCAAGAUGAAAUGACAGUAGCCUAUGCUGCGGAGAUGUUUCCCUCACCAUCUCACUAACCAUCUUGUGUAUUUUCCAGAGGAAGACAAGGACUGAAGGGAAAUCCACUGAGGGCAGACAGCGAGCAGACCCCUCAGAACUGCUGCUCUUCCAGAAGAAGAUGGAGGACAGGAUACAGCUGUUUGAGAAAGAAAAAGAGAUGGAGAGCACUGUGAUGGAGAAGGUUAGGUGGAAUUCAAUUCACGAAAACUUUAUUUGUCCCGAGGGGCUGUUAUAAAAUGGAGGAGAAGGCUUUUAUAUUGUACAUAUGCUCUUUCGUCGCAUUCACUCACUUUUUGUUCCUUUGCUCCUUUGCCACUUUCUCAAACUUACGCACAGCUGGACGAGAUGGGAAUAUAGCGGAGGCGGGUAAGGGGAUAUUCCCGGACGGACUCUGAAAGCUUUAGGGCCUUUAGAGUUUCUCGGACCCAGAUUAAGCCUACUCCUGGACUAAAAUCCACACUCUGUAGAUUAUCUCAUUGAACAUCCUUUUUAUUCCAGGAAUGGUCUUAUAAUCACAUUCAGAAAAACUGUCCCUUAGCGUUUGCUGCUAGUGUUACGAAACCUGUUAGUCAGCCUACUGAUAAACCUGCUCUUGCAAUGACUAGGGGUCCUAGGUCUGCCUAACGGGUCCAUAACCUGAUAUAAAAUGUGCGCAUUUAACACGAAAAUAAGAGUAAGCGCACAGGGUGUUAGAUGUAUGUCUCACCAGGGUCCAGGGCGAGCUUAGUUGAGUAACUGUGACCUAAUCACUUAACCUAACUCAUUUCCUACCACUUUAGCUAAACCCCUUCAUUCUCUGACGUCUCCAACAUCUUUCUCUCUCUCUAGGUCCUGGAGGAGAUGCGUAGCGAGAGGGAAUCGGAGCUCCAGAACCAGGCAGACGGCCUGGCUGUGCAGAUGGCCGCCCUCCACUACCAGAAGGCUGAGAGGAGGACCAGGGUCCUGGAGACCUCCAGAGCUCUGCUCACCGUCCAGAGCCUACUCACAGAGGAACUACGAGCCAGCAGGAGCCUGGGGGCAGCCCCCAUAGCCCAGAGCAUCCAGAACCACUGUCUGGUAGGUAGGACAUUGUGGCAUGUAGGAUGCUUUGGCAUGCACUGUAGCCUGAUUCAUACUUUAGCUGUGAAAUAUUACAUCGAUGGCUCAAUUUGAUCAAAUCUGCCUGAGCAAUUUGGUUACACACACACACACACACAUAUACACAUAUACACACAUACAGGAUACAAAAUACACUGCUCAAAAAAAUAAAGGGAACACUAAAAUAACACAUCCUAGAUCUGAAUGAAUGAAAUAAUCUUAUUAAAUACUUUUUUCUUUACAUAGUUGAAUGUGCAACAAAAAUUAUCAAUGGAAAUCAAAUUUAUCAACCAAUGGAGGUCUGGAUUUGGAGUCACCCUCAAAAUUAAAGUGGAAAACCACACUACAGGCUGAUCCAACUUUGAUGUAAUGUCCUUAAAACAAGUCAAAAUGAGGCUCAGUAGUGUGUGUGGCCUCCACGUGCCUGUAUGACCUCCCUACAACGCCUGGGCAUGCUCCUGAUGAGGUGGCGGAUGGUCUCCUGAGGGAUCUCCUCCCAGACCUGGACUAAAGCAUCCGCCAACUCCUGGACAGUCUGUGGUGCAACAUAGCGUUGGUGGAUGGAGCGAGACAUGAUGUCCCAGAUGUGCUCAAUUGGAUUCAGGUCUGGGGAACGGGCGGGCCAGUCCAUAGCAUCAAUGCCUUCCUCUUGCAGGAACUGCUGACACACUCCAGCCACAUGAGGUCUAGCAUUGUCUUGCAUUAGGAGGAACCCAGGGCCAACCGCACCAGCAUAUGGUCUCACGAGGGGUCUGAGGAUCUCAUCUCGGUACCUAAUGGCAGUCAGGCUACCUCUGGCGAGCACAUGGAGGGCUGUGCGGCCCCCCAAAGAAAUGCCACCCCACACCAUGACUGACCCACCGCCAAACCGGUCAUGCUGGAGGAUGUUGCAGGCAGCAAAACGUUCUCCACGGCGUCUCCAGACUGUCACGUCUGUCACAUGUGCUCAGUGUGAACCUGCUUUCAUCUGUGAAGAGCACAGGGCGCCAGUGGCGAAUUUGCCAAUAUUGGUGUUCUCUGGCAAAUGCCAAACGUCCUGCACGGUGUUGGGCUGUAAGCACAACCCCCACCUGUGGACGUCGGGCCCUCAUACCACCCUCAUGGAGUCUGUUUCUGACCGUUUGAGCAGACACAUGCACAUUUGUGGCCUGCUGGAGGUCAUUUUGCAGGGCCCUGGCAGUGCUCCUCCUGCUCCUCCUUGCACAAAGGCGGAGGUAGCAGUCCUGCUGCUGGGUUGUUGCCCUCCUACGGCCUCCUCCACGUCUCCUGAUGUACUGGCCUGUCUCCUGGUAGCGCCUCCAUGCUCUGGACACUACGCUGACAGACACAGCAAACCUUCUUGCCACAGCUCACAUUGAUGUGCCAUCCUGGAUGAGCUGCACUACCUGAGCCACUUGUGUGGGUUGUAGACUCCGUUUCAUGCUACCACUAGAGUGAAAGCACCGCCAGCAUUCAAAAGUGACCAAAACAUCAGCCAGGAAGCAUAGGAACUGAGAAGUGGUCUGUGGUCACCACCUGCAAAACCAGUCCUUUAUUGGGGGUGUCUUGCUAAUUGCCUAUAAUUUCCACCUGUUGUCUAUUCCAUUUGCACAACAGCAUGUGAAAUGUAUUGUCAAUCAGUGUUGCUUCCUAAGUGGACAGUUUGAUUUCACAGAAGUGUGAUUGAUGUGGAUGACAUUGUGUUGUUUAAGUGUUCCCUUUAUUUUUUUGAGCAGUGUAUAUCCUCAAUGAAUUAAGUUUUUAUGAAGACCUUGAUCCCUUUGCAUGUGACUACAGGGUUUGGAGGAAGCAGAGCUCCAGCUCCAGAGAGAGCAUGCAGAGUUGGAGAGUCUGGAGACUGGACCCUCCCAACACAGACCACCUAAAGACCCACACCACUCUGAUAAUGAAGAUGAGGAGGAAGAGGAGGAAGGGCAAGGGAGACUGUUCCAUAUAGAUCGUGACAGCCGCAUGGCCACCAUCCUUCACGAGGCCCUGUACAAGUGUGAUCAGGUCACCAGUCUGCAGACAGAGAGGUGGGCUUUAUGGAGCUAUUAUUCUGACUAAAAUAACUGUACAUAUUAUAAAUAUUCUUACACAAAUGCACCAUGACGCGUAACACAGAACAUAGCUCCAAGUGUGAACAGAAUCAUUAUUAAUAUUUUUUCUCCCAGGCUGCAAGAGGCCAACGCCAGGAGUCAGGCCAUGGAGGAUCUCAAGGAGCAGCUGGAGCUGAAGAGACUCUACACAAACUGUGACCAGGUGAUCUAGCCAUCAUAUGAUUGUGAUUCUCCAAUUGCUUUUUAGUUGUUUUUUAGUCUAGAAGUAGGCUUAAUCUGGGUCUCAGGCACUAUUUUGUUGACAGUCCAAGCCCAAGGAGCCAGUUCUUUUCCCUCCAUCCCUCUUUUUCCUCCAUCGCUCCCCAGGAUCUGGAGUUUGCGGCCAGGCUGGUGAGGCAGAGCCAGGUCUCCACUGAGGUUCUCCUAGAGGCUCUCCGUCUCCUCCUCCCAACCCUCCCCGAGUCGGAGCUGCUCUCCCUCAUCGACGCCCUCUGCCCCAAGCAACCUGUCCUUCCAGCAUCCGCAGAGCAGGAGAGCACAGUGUAAGAACUACUGAAGCUCCUUCGUCUAGCAUUAGUCUUAUUGGAAGUGGAUUGGAGUGUUUUCUUCAGAAUUGUUUAAAGGGAUACUGCGAGAUUCUGGUAUUUAGGCCAGCAUUGCUACUGUACCUGUAGACUUCCAGUCAUUGCGCUAAAACUAGUUAGCAUUGGCUCGCAAAACAUCCGCUAACUUCCUUCAAACUGCACACAGAGACAUACAAAUGGUAUCUACGAGUUCAUUUGACUCUGGGUAAGUAGAACAUGGCCAGAAUCUUGCAGUAUCCCUUUAAAGGUAGAGUCUGCAAUAUGACAUCAUAAACAUAGCAGGGCAACUUCCUGUUUACAACAGCAACAGACUUAAAAUCUGCAGCAACAGAGCUUAAAGGUAGAGUUGUCAACAUGACAUCACCAUACACACGGUGGCAUGUUCCUGCUUACAGACAUAAACAACAACAACAAAGUUCAAAUCUUCUAUUGCCAAUAUUGGCUGUUCCCAAGGGAGGGCGAAGAUUGGGAAGAGCGAAUAGUAGCAGUCUUGGCAGAUUUGAAGUCUGAGACAUAAACUCUCUGCCUGGCCAUUGAAAACUCAGGGUAAACUUUAAUCAAGUAUUGAGCAUGGUGUAUCUGACAGCUUGCACAUCUUGGGUGUCUAACGCCAAUUUCAACCCUCCACUUACAUCCAGUAAGUAAGUGAAGUCAUACAUAAGCUCACUGUUUAGCAGGCUCCAAAAUAGCAAUCCCACUAGAGAAAGAACUCUUGGUGCAGUUUGUGCCGUGCACCAGAUGUUUAGGCGUGUCUGUGAGUGACUCACACCAGCACAAUGUGUUACUUGUCAGUAAACGCUGGAUGCAGUUUGUUUCUUGUCUUAAAAGCUUAUAAGACAUAUUUAUCAUGUGUCAAUUUAAUAAUUUAAUUUGGCUCCUAUUAACUUAACUUUGAAUAUGGCCCUUCUUGCCAUUGUAACCACUGGCGUAGCACACACCCCCACAGCCCCUGCAAGUGGUCCCCCCGGAGGUCGGGCCCCCCAGAUAGCAUAUGAACACGUCAUAAGCCAUUUUUUUAUGUUUUAUUACAGGAAAUUAGCUUUCAAACUACAAGGGGGGGCCCGUGAAACUGCGUUAUGGCACUAAUUGUAAGCACAUGUCACACACAAAUAUACUACCACAAAAAGUAGAACAAAAAGGAAUUUCAAUUAGACUCCAAAGUAGAACAAAAAGGAAUUUCAAGUAGACUCCAAAGUAGAACAAAAAGGAAUUUCAAGUAGACUCCAAAGUAGAACAAAAAGGAAUUUCAAGUAGACUCCAAAGUAGAACAAAAAGGAACUACAAGAACAUUUUUCAAAAUGUCAGCAUUCAUGUAGGGAAUUAAUAGCAAGCUAAGACUUUAUCAUACAGGGGAAUGCUGGUAUUUCAGUAUUUUGACAGAACCUGCGAAAAGAUCAAAUCAAGAUGAAAUCUUCACGUUUCGUAAACAACAGGUGUAGACUAACAGUGAAAUGCUUACUUCCGAGUCCUUUUUCAAGUUACAUAAAAAUGUAAUAGUGACACGAGGAAUGAAUACACAGUGAAUAACGAAUAACAAUGACAAGUAAAAAAUAACAAAUCAAAUUUUAUUGGUAGCAUACACAUAUUUUGCAGAUGUUAUUGCAGGUGCAGCAAAAUGCUUAUGUUUCUAGCUCCAACAGUGCAUUAAUACCUAACAAUACAAAACAAUACACACAAAUCCCAAAAAAUAACAUGGCUAUAUACAGGGACUACCAGUGCCGAGUUGAUGUGCAGGGGUAUGAGGUAAUUAAGGUUGAUAUUUACAUAUAGGUAGGGUUAAAGUGACUAGGCAACAGGAUAUAUCGACAGUAGUAGCAGUGGGUAGCCAUUUGAUUAGCAAUUUAGCAGUCUUGUUUAUCAGUCUUAUGGCUUGGGGGUAGAAGCUGUUCAGGGUCCUGCUGGUUCCAGACUUGGUGCACUGGUACCGCUUGCCGUGCGGUAGCAGAGAGAACAGUCUAUGGCUUGGGUGGCUGGAGUCUUUGACAAAUUUUAGGACCUUCCUCUGGUUUACUUGGUGUGCAAAAUGUUGGUUAUAACCGCAUUCUUACAGCACUGUCGAAGUAGUGAGACUAAUCAAUGUGAUCUCUCUGAGGAGGAAAGAAUACUCAUUCAAAUCAAAUUCCAUUUUAUUUAUCACAUGAGCCGAAUACAACUGGUGUAGACUUUACAGUGAAAUGCUUGCUUACGAACCUUUCCAAAUGAUGCAGAGUAAAAAUAAAUAAAGAGUAACUAACGCAAGAGGAAUACAAUUAAAUAUACAGUUGAAGUCGGACGUUUACAUACACCAUAGCCAAAUACAUUUAAACUCUGUUUUUCACAAUUCCUGACAUUUAAUCCUAGUAAAGAUUCCCUGUCUUAGGUCAGUUAGGAUCACCACUUUAUUUUAAGAAUGUGAAAUGUCAGAAUAAUUGUAGAGAGAAUGAUUUAUUUCAGCUUUUAUUUCUUUCAUCACAUUCCCAGUGGGUCAGAAGUUGACAUACACUCAAUUAGUAUUUGGUAGCAUUGCCUUUAAAUUGUUUAACUUUGGUCAAACGUUUCGGGUAGCAUUCCACAAGCUUCCCACAAUAAGUUCGGUGAAUUGAGCCCAUUCCUCCUGACAGAGCUGGUGUAACUGAGUCAGGUUUGUAGGCCUCCUUGCUCGCACACGCUUUUUCAGUUCUGCCGUUCGUGAAUAAUUUCUUUCUAGCUAGAGAGCUAUUUUUCUUCUCCAUUCUGGCUGUUUUUUUCUCAGGUGGCCAGGGGGAGCAGGCACAUCUCUGCUGGUCAGACUGAGGGAGGAUAUGGUGGGAAGGAAUGUAUCAGCCCACAACAUGGACAAGGACAGAAACCAGUAAGUGCAAGACAAAGAGCCUCUCAGCUUUUUCCUGGGGCUUUUAUUUUAGAUGUGGAUACACUUUAUCUAAGGCCCCAAUUCAAUCAGUUCUCAUCGACUCAGAAUGUUGACAAUGUAAUGUUGAUGACAAGGACAGGUGGGUCUGUGCGAAUUUAAAAAGGUUAAUACCUAACGAUAAAGCAUAAACAUUGAUUGUGAGUCAACCUACAGUGCUGUUUUUCUUUAUCAGUGAUUGAUUUGGAGCCUAAGGGUAUGUCUACAAAGUACUAGGAAAUAACUUGGGAGAGACAAUAUUUGGCACAUAGCAACAUAGAGUAGUACAUGCAUUUUGGUCCCACUUUUUUAAAGGCCUAUAUACUGUAGAUGCUUCAGAAAUCAUAGUCAAAUAUCAUGCUCUUCAUUUUCCAGGUUCCAGGAGAAGAGACAGAGCCUGCUGGAGAGGUUUUUUCUCAAUCCCAGACCCGAGGCUCGCAGGGACGUCAUGCAAGUGUUGGUCCAGGAAAAGGGGAGGGAGGGAGUUGUUGCCACUCCCAAACCAGUCGCGACUGGAACGAGCCGAACCAUAUCCUCGGAACAGCUCCAAGACUCUGUUCUGAUUUCAGUGGGAGGAGUAGAGGUGGACAGUGAAACUGUGUUUGACUCCACUACUGCAGCAGCACCCUCCACCUCUGGCUCGGCCAACGAUGCAGUAGUCCUGGACAUCCCCACUACGGGGGAGAGGGUGUUUCUGUUCCGCGCUCUGCCGGAGCCCCAGAACACGACAGGGGCCACCAACAGGAAGAGGAAGAAGAGGAACUUCCUUAAUCUGAAGAAGGGAUCGGUGGCCCCCACAGACCAACCCUGA
This is a messenger RNA of Coregonus sp. 'balchen', 19613 nucleotides long. NCBI's taxonomy places the organism in Eukaryota, Metazoa, Chordata, Actinopteri, Salmoniformes, Salmonidae. The record is from the annotation of a GenBank genome assembly.